UGGAAGGACGUGCGUUUCAUGGGCUCCCAAGGAGCGGUGGUUGCGGCUAACAGCGGCCGCGGUGACAGGAUCGACGGAAUGGAUACCGAGGGAUACGAAGUGGUUUUGCCUACUCUGCCAUCAGGUAGUAGUGUUUUGAAUACUUUAUUUUUGCACGCGGAUGUCCGGUCGAGGCCUUACCGAGUCGAACAUUUCCGGGACACGUUGGCGCGUCUUGGUUUGCUCCCCGAAGUGGUAGCGUUGGGGGCAUAUCAGAUGAGCCACGUAUGGGCUGUGACUUUCAAGAGCACGGAAGGGAUAAAGAAAGCUUUGGCAUGCGGCGAAAUGAAGGUGAAGGGCCAACGUUGUUUGGUUAUUGAUCCGGCUAACCAGGACGUGCGUCUGAAGCUUCACUGGCUUCUUUUCAAUGUGGCUGACGAUGAUGUGCGUGUAGCGCUUGCUCCGUUCGGAAAGGUGACCGAGGUCUCGAAGGAAAAGUGGAGAGUUCAAGGUAUCCAAGACAAGGGGUCGACGACACGCCUCGUGCGCCUCAAGCUCCAUAACGGCAUUAAGGUUGAUGACCUUCCACACCAGCUUCGCGUAGCCGGUGACAUGGCCCUUCUAGUCGCUCCCGGUAGAGCGCCACUGUGCCUGCGGUGUCACAGUAAGGGCCAUAUCAGACGAGAAUGCCGAGUUCCUCGCUGCACGCACUGCCGUCGUUUUGGACACGAAGAAUCUCAGUGCGUGAAGACGUACGCAAGUGUUGCAGGGCCGGUUGGUGGAGAAGACACUGCGGAACUCGUCAUGGACGAGGCUGACGCUGAAGAAGCCGCAAGCGAAGCAACGUCGAAGCUCGAGGAACUUGAUGCGGCAACGUUAACCCCGCCCGACAUGCCCCAAGACGCGAGUGUUAACAAGGAAAGCCCAAAGCUGACCGACGCAGCUGGCGACGCCACCGGCGUCGUGAAAGUGCAGGAUGCCUCAACGCCGUCGAAGUCACCUGAGGAGCCAGCAGUCAUGGAAGUAAGCGAGGGAACAAGCGGAGCCUCAGUCUCCAAGCGCGGCCACGACGCUACGCUGGACGAGCAUGAGGCCCUGGCUGCAAGGAUCUCGGAAGGACCACCGCCAAAGGCGGCGAGCAUUCGGCGGUCAACGCUGAGGGCGCGUCCGAACAUACCUCCGGACCGGAGGGCGGCGGAGACGCCGCCGACGUAGCCGCGAGAGCGUGUGCUUCGCGGCGUCUCUUCUAGUCUACGCAGUGACCAAGCCAAACUCAAGGGACGAUGGAAUGCCGUGACAGGGACAUCAACUGUGCCUUCCUAAGGCUGCCAUGGCAGCUGCGGAAGGUUUGUGCAAAAGGCGAAAGCAGCUUUGGCCACAGAUGCAUGAGCCAUGGCUAAGAGCUACCCAUUUAUGCGUGUCAUGCUGGCUCUGAUCAUUGCCGG
Messenger RNA from Dermacentor albipictus, 1424 nucleotides. NCBI's taxonomy places the organism in Eukaryota, Metazoa, Arthropoda, Arachnida, Ixodida, Ixodidae. The record is from RefSeq and is a predicted model, not a curated record.